Molecule: messenger RNA, 1569 nt
Organism: Enterobius vermicularis (human pinworm)
Lineage: Eukaryota; Metazoa; Nematoda; Chromadorea; Rhabditida; Oxyuridae
Source: the annotation of a GenBank genome assembly
AUGUCGGUAUUGCUAAGCGACAUCUCAUCUUGCACCAACAGUUUCAGUCGUAUUUUGUUUUCUCCGAAUACCGAAUGGAGUUUAAAUGCCGAAGUUACAGGUAGUUCUACACAUGUUAGUAAUAACACGUAUUUGAAGGCAAUUCCACGUAACAGCCUAGAAUUAGACAAUAGAAUAUUUUCGCUGAAUGCACGUUACAGAGAACUGAACCGGCUUUGGAAUCAGUUGUCCAAAACUCAUAAACAACUCUAUCUACGUGGAGUGUUUCCGUCGUUUGCACCCAGUAAGCUAUUUGGCAGUAUGGAUCCUGCUGUGAUAACUGAACGUGUUGAUGCAACAACUCGACUUCUCAAUUUCGCAUUUGGCAGCGAAGUGUUACGAAAAGCAAUAUCUCUUCAUCGGUUCUUUGAGCCAAAAGAUGUCUCAGCGGGUGUGGUGGGCCAGUCGUCAUCUCGCGUUUCCAUCCGAGGUAGCCUUCAGUCUCCAUCAUCUAGUGCUCAUUCGGCGUCUAAUGGACUUUCACUGUUUCCAUCUUUGCCACAACCUGAGGCUGUAGGUUCUCCUACCGUAAAUAACGAUUAUUUGACUGUGGCUGCCCAUUUUGUGUCAGCUGCACAAAAAGCUGAAUCGGAAAACGCUUUUGAAUUGGCUUUUCAGUGUUAUAAAGGAGCAGUCAAAGUUCUUCUACAGGGCGUUCAGUUUGAACGUGAUUUGCCGAGAAGAAAUAGGGUAAGGAAGAAAACAGCAAAAUAUUUAUUGAAAGCUGAGAAACUUUACCGGUCUUACCUUUCCUUUGAUGGUUCUGCUUUCGAAGCUGCUUCAUGGCUUUCAAGAUAUUUAGCUUUUGCGUCGCAAAGUUUAUUGAGGAGAAAUAAAUCGUGGUCAUAUUGCAUUAUUGGUGCACUGCCAUCUUUCCAGGCUCAGAAACGGGUCUAUUUAGUUAAAAUUUCAGAUGAUGAGCCAAAACUUGUUAUAAAGUUACUGGAAAAAUAUGGAUUGAAGAGUAUUAUUCCAGUGGAUGUUCCACAUAUGGUGCAAUUGCACAAGUUCUUUGAUACUGAUUCGUGCAUAAUUCUUCUCUUGGAGCACAUGAAGCACGGACGAUUAUGGGAUUUUUUGUUGUGUUUCCAUGAAGCUUUAGCGAAAGCUAAGCUAACUCUGAAAGAAGGUCAGAAAUGGAGCAGAAUAUGUCAGUUACCCGAGUCUCUAAUUGCUUUUUGGAUAUCGCAGCUCACUAAAAUAUUGAAUAUUUUUGGGGGAGUAACAGAAGCUGCUGACAGAUGGUCUAUUGGAGCUAUUUUGUUUGAACUACUUUGCGGUCAAAAAUUGAGCGAGGUUUGUCUUCACGGAUUUCAUACCACUGGAGAGUUGCCUGUUCCGGAUUGCGUAGCAAUAAGUUUUGCAGCGAGGGAUUUACUGUCAAGGCUUCUUGCAGAAGAUCCUGCAGAAAGAAUGUCUGAUGACGAGAUCCGAGAACACCCGUUUUUUGAAGGGAUUGUUUGGCCCAUUGUUACUUCUGGUCAGAUUCCAAAAUGUAUCUCUAGAUUUGCAAAGAUGCUUUUUUUGUAA